Pseudocercospora fijiensis CIRAD86 is the source of this 927-nucleotide messenger RNA. RefSeq lists its product as uncharacterized. The transcript is spliced from 7 exons. The record is from RefSeq and is a predicted model, not a curated record. NCBI's taxonomy places the organism in Eukaryota, Fungi, Ascomycota, Dothideomycetes, Mycosphaerellales, Mycosphaerellaceae. The coding region runs from base 1 to 927 and encodes 308 amino acids.
AUGUUUGUUUUAAGCGCGCAUAAUCCACUGCUAUUAAUGUCGCAGUCAAACUUUAGUGAAGCGACAACGAGCCCAGACACAGGCUUCAUCCAAAAAAAUCAUAUAAAAUCAUCGUGGUGGAAGUACCUAGUAGUUGGGAGGUCCAGCGUUUUCUUGUGCGAUAAGCUCCACAAUCUGCGGCCCGUGCCCGCUCAGGCUGUUCCGAUUGGUGGUGCUCUGGCCAAAUCAGUUCAUAUGGCUGCUGAAUCGAGGUUAUCUGGAUUGGCAGCAGCACCCCGUCCCGAAAGCAUCAAGGAUAAGAGCAAUGCAGAUACCACAGUCAAGAUCUUCGGGCUCUAUGCGUACCGUCCAUCACUUACCACUAGCGCCGCUCGAGACCAUGGCAUCGAGCUAUAUCCCUCUCUUCGUAGUGUAGUACACAAAUCUCUUGCGUUGAUUUUGUAUCCAUUGCAUAUCGGAUUGCAGUCAAUCUGGACGCCAAGAACGUAUAUAAUGGUACUGGCAAGCCGUUCGAAAGUGAACGACCAGAACUUCCGAACACGUUUCGACCUGUUCGCAAUUAACAUGUCGCAAAUCAAACGUCUCUGGCAGAUUAUUGUGGGCAUCCUCGCCUUGACAGCCACAGCCACUGCUGCCGACGGCAAUGAGUAUUCCUGUCGAGUUGAAAGAGCGCAACGAGCACCGGGAACAAGUCUCCCACAUUUUCACCAGCAGAUGCGGCUCCCGGUGACCAGGCAGCAUCGGAACAGGAAAGAGAGGAAGAUGGAGGUCACCAUGGCCAUGAUCUCAACUACGCCAAGGCGUAUCCAGCAGAUGGCGGAGGAAGGAACAGCCACCAGUCGAGGGGCCGAGACAACUUUCGAGCCUACGCCGCUGGCAUUAUGGACGCGUAUGGACGAUUGGCAGAGGUUUGCUGAAGUCGCAUAG